AUGUCAAUGGAAUUAGAUCCUGAUACAGUUUUAUUAACCGAUCCAAAUGUUGAUACUGCUUGGAAAACUUGUGUUCUACAAGGUGUUUAUUUUGGUGAGAGUACUUAUGAUGGUCAAUUAGGUGCAAGAAUUUCAUCAAUUUUUGUUAUUUUAAUAAUUUCAACUUUAUUCACAAUUUUCCCCUUAUUAUCUAAAACUUUUAAAAAGUUAAAAUUACCUUUAUCUUUUUAUACAUUUGCAAGAUAUUUUGGUUCUGGUGUUAUUAUUUCUACUGCUUUUAUUCAUUUAAUGGAUCCUGCUUAUUUACAAAUUGGUAUGUUAUCAUGUGUGGGUGGUACUGGUGAUUGGGGUGGAUAUCCUUGGUGUGCUGCAAUUAUUUUAGUUAGUGUUUUCACAAUUUUUUUAGUUGAUUUAUUCUCUGAAGUUAUUGUGGAACAAAAAUAUGGUCAAUCAAAUCAUCAUGUUUGUGAAAAAGAAAUUGUUGCUGCAAUUGUUAAAACUUCAUCAAAUGAUAAUAAUAAUAUUAUUGAACCUUCUAAAGAUGAUAUUGAAUAUAAUCAAAAAAUUUAUGAAUAUGAUGAAUCAAGUGUUUUGGUUGAAAGAAGUUUUAGAAGUCAAAUUGCUGCUUUCCUAGUCUUAGAAUUUGGUAUUAUUUUCCAUUCUGUUCUUAUUGGAUUAAAUUUAGGUGUUGUUUCUGAACAAUUCAAAACUUUUUAUAUUGUUGUUAUUUUCCAUCAAUCAUUUGAAGGUUUAGGUUUAGGUGCAAGAUUAUCUGCAAUUCCAUGGCCAAAAGAUCUUUCUUAUGGUUGGGCAUAUGCAAUGUGUAUUGCUUAUGGAUUAGUCACACCAUUAUCCACUGCAAUUGGUCUUGGUGUGCGUACAACUUAUUUACCAAAUUCUUAUAAUGCUUUAGUUGUUACUGGUGUUUUAGAUGCAAUUUCUGCAGGUAUUUUAAUUUAUACUGGAUUAGUGGAAUUAUUAGCAAGAGAUAUUUUAUUAGAUAAAGAAGCUAAAAGAAAUGUUAAGAAAUUAUUGUUUAAAAUUGGUAGUAUGAUGGUUGGUGCUGGUAUUAUGGCUGUCUUAGGUAAAUGGGUUUAA
This is a messenger RNA of Hansenula ciferrii, 1098 nucleotides long. RefSeq names its product high-affinity Zn(2+) transporter ZRT1 (gene ZRT1). The transcript has a single exon. Gene Ontology annotation, molecular function: high-affinity zinc transmembrane transporter activity. Gene Ontology annotation, cellular component: plasma membrane. The record is from RefSeq and is a predicted model, not a curated record. Lineage: Eukaryota; Fungi; Ascomycota; Saccharomycetes; Phaffomycetales; Wickerhamomycetaceae. The coding region runs from base 1 to 1098 and encodes 365 amino acids. Gene Ontology annotation, biological process: zinc ion import across plasma membrane.